AUGGAAUAUGGUGAAAAGGCGGAUGUCUGGUCGUUCGGGUGCUGCGUCUACGAGAUGGUCGAGCUUCGUCCACCAUUUUACUCACAGAAUAUGCUCGCACUGGCCACGCAAAUUGUUGAGGGAAAAUAUGCUCCAAUCUCUCCCGAUCGCAGCAAGGACCUCUCUGAGCUAAUUUCAUCAUGCCUCACUGUGUCGCCAGCUUCUCGACCCGAUAUUCUGGAAGUGGCACGCAUCGCCGCGUCAAGGAUGUUGCUUUGUCUGGACGAUAUUUUCAGAAUGCACGUUUCAAAAGCAAAAAGUUCACAGGAGAACUCGACUUACCAACAAAAAAGGUCAACCACUGGUUCAAGAACGAGUUUCAGAGAAAACGUUUCUUUGGAGUCUUCGUCGAAUUCUUCAACAGGUGUGCUGGCUCGUCGGAAAGCAGCCGCUUUGGAGAUCACAAAACAAGUACCGACGCUGAUUGAUAACAGCAUCGAUAAACCCAGAUCAAUUAAAUCAUUGUCGGCUGGUCAGCAGAGUCGAAAUUUGGCAACUAGCACGUCAUGCUUCUUGCCGAAAAUUGGAGGUUCUGGGCGGGGACGUCGAGUGACGAUCACGGAAGCUGAUCAUCGAAGAGCCAACUCUUCCGGAUCGGUCGACAAACGUCUGGUCAAAAGCCAAGAAGGUCUCACCGUGCGGUCAGCCUCGCUACAGCCAAUAAGCGAUCCACUACUGGAUAUUUUAUCACAGAUCCAUAAAAUAGUCAUGAUCAGUGAGCUAAGCCCAUCUGAGACAACAAAUCACAAGAGGCGAGUUGUGGAACAGUUUCGUAAGCGCAUCUUCAGCAGCACAAGUAAUGCAGAGAUGAUCAAAAAACAUCUGAGGAAGCUGUCCACGGAAUCUCACGAAGAGAUCGAAUUGGACCUUGGCUAUUCGGACUUUCGGCCCGUUCUCACCGACAUUUACAAAUUGGGCUACCAGAACGAUCGAAAAAUUCCCCGCAUCACAUACGAACAGCUAUCCGCGUGUAUACAGCGUCUAAUCGAAGAGAGCCGAUAG
This is a messenger RNA of Ostertagia ostertagi, 1041 nucleotides long. The record is from the annotation of a GenBank genome assembly. Lineage: Eukaryota; Metazoa; Nematoda; Chromadorea; Rhabditida; Trichostrongylidae.